Molecule: messenger RNA, 2131 nt
Organism: Aedes aegypti (yellow fever mosquito)
Lineage: Eukaryota; Metazoa; Arthropoda; Insecta; Diptera; Culicidae
Product: zinc finger protein 25-like
Exons: 7
Coding region: 110-2068 (652 amino acids)
Biological process (GO): regulation of transcription by RNA polymerase II
Cellular component (GO): nucleus
Molecular function (GO): DNA-binding transcription factor activity; RNA polymerase II cis-regulatory region sequence-specific DNA binding; zinc ion binding
Source: RefSeq, a predicted model, not a curated record
CUUGUUUGUCAAGCCCUGUCCACACUUCUUGUUUUGACAACAAAUCAGAAAACAAAAAAAAACUUCAAAAUAUUAUGAUUUUAGUUAGCUUCAAGUUUAGCAUCUCACAAUGGACGUUUGCCGAACCUGUAUGAAGCCCCACCGGAAAAAGCGAAACCGCAAAGUGGUUUCCAUCUUCUCCGAGUUGGAUGGAGCAUUCAUAGCAAACAUAAUCGCGGAUUGCACCGCCGUUGAGAUUAAGGAGAACGAUGUCUUACCAUCAACGAUUUGCACCGACUGCUUCGAAACGGUGAAACUUUUGGCUGCCUUCACGACAACGGUCCGCGACAGCGAUUCUAGGCUCCGUCAGAUGUGUAAAGCGGAACCAGCCGAGGACGAUUUGAAGGACCUGUCCGUUACUCAUUUUCUAGAGGUAAAGUCCGAACCUGCGGAAAGGAUCGUUAAUGAGACCGGGGAGGAGGUUCAGGCUGAUGAUUUUGAGCCUGAAGAUGAUACCGAUAGCGAAUGGGAUGGAAGUGACGAAGAGGAGGACCGAACGGUUAAAAGGAAAAGGCUUGGAUUGAAGUCAAAACCUAAACCUCGGAGAAGAGACGGAAGUCCUCUGCCUAGGACGAGGAAGCGAUAUGCACGGAAACCGAGACCACAUAAAGUCCCUAUUCAAAGCAAGGAAGAUCUGCAACUCAACGAAGAGGAGAGAGAAUUGUUCACGGUUAUUGAAGUUCCCUCAGGAUGCCACGUUUGCUGUGGCUGUUUAAAGAUAUUUGAUUCUGCUGGAGAGCUGGAAGCUCAUCGUAAGCUGACUCACGUUUGGAAGAUGGAAAGCUUGAUGAAACCAAGCUCGAAAAUAGUUUGCGACGGGUGUCUGCAUCGAUACGGUUCCGAAAGUUCUAUGCAAUAUCACAAAAAGCGUGUCCAACUGUUGAAAGUCGUUUGGGAAUGUAACAAAUGCAAACUACGUUUUAAGGUAGCAGCUAAACGGCGGGAGCAUCUCCGACUGCACCCGGAAGACGAACCCGUAGCCUUAAUAGCACGAUUCAAGGAAACGACCAAACAGGAAUUCGGCUGGAUGUGCUGUGCCUUAAGAUGUACGGAAUCCUUCGCGACAGAGCAGGAUUUGCUUACCCAUGCACACGCAGCUCACUGGAUCGACCGGCAAAAGGCCGACCUGGAAGCCGCAGACAAACCGGAACAGUGCCUGGUCUGCUAUCAACGGUUUGCCGAUAGGAGAAAAAUUGUCACACACCAGCGGCGGAAAUACAAGCGGGAAAACUUCCAGUGCGCGCUUUGUGGGCUGAAAUUUAGCACCAGAUCGCAGCUGAACAGUCACGAAGUCAAGGAACACGGCAGUAAGGCGUUCCAGUGUAAAAUCUGCGACAGGAACUUCACCGACAAAUCGAGCAUGAAAAGUCACUUGAAGAACAUGCACACGGAUGAGAAGCCGUACCAGUGUACCGUUUGUGGAAUGACGUUCCGCCAGAAGGGCAAUUUGACCAUUCAUAUGUCCAACCAUGUGGUGGAUCCGCAGUUCAAGUGUGAGGUGUGCUUUAAAAUGUUCAAGGCAAAACUUCAUCUGAAAUAUCACAUGCGAACUCACACCGGGGAGAAACCGUACAAGUGCCGAGUUUGUGGCCACGCUUUUGCCAAUCAUACCAACUGUAGGCGGCAUGAAAUGACUCAUACAGGAGAAAAACCACACAAAUGUUCUUACUGUGAAAAGUCAUUCAGUUUAAAAAGAAUGCUGAUAGAGCAUGAAAGCACUCACACCGGCGAACCAGUGGUCAAAUGCAAAAUAUGCAAUCAACGGUUCGGACAGCAAAGCGAGCUCGAUAGCCACAUGGAGACGAUCCAUACCGUUUGCGAAGAUGGCGAUAGUUAUAGUGUCGAGAACAGUGAAGAACAACCAAUUGCACAACCCCAAUAUAUACAAAUUGUCCAACAAGAGCCUGCUCAACGGGCGCCAAACGUUACUGCGCACACAUCCAGUUUAACAAUCCAGCCUGCAACAGUUGCAAUUUAUAACGUCAUUCCAUCAACUGCGGGGAAGUAUGGUUACGUUUUAAAACUGUGAAAUCAUUUGAUUUCACUCAUCAUCGUUAGGUAUAUUAUAAGCAAAUACAAUGCAAUGCAGCUA